AUGAACACUAUCAAGUCGUUUUGGCUGGGCUGGGGCUCCCUGUGCGUCGCCGGUGCCGGUGCCUACUACUUCGCCAAGAAGGAGAUCAACGCAGACCGCAAGGCGAAGCUUGAGGAGGCCCGUCGGAAGAAGUAUGAUAUACGCUCGUUGGAAUACUCAGCCGGUCAAACUUCGUCCGCGACGUCCGGGACGGCCAACGGCGCACCCGCCAGGACCGACAGCGUCGGCUCGCCGAGCCAAGAAGCCAGCAACGAUCCCGCGCCGACGAGGCAUGCACCUGCCACCGAAUCCGAACGCGUCGCGGAGAAGAGUAAAUAUGAGAGCGAUACACCUUAUCGCAGCCGGAAGGGCGAUCGGUUUUCGUGA
This is a messenger RNA of Purpureocillium takamizusanense, 366 nucleotides long. RefSeq lists its product as uncharacterized. The record is from RefSeq and is a predicted model, not a curated record. Bases 1 to 366 code for a protein of 121 amino acids. The transcript has 4 exons. Lineage: Eukaryota; Fungi; Ascomycota; Sordariomycetes; Hypocreales; Ophiocordycipitaceae.